AUGGGUAAAAAUAAUCCAUUUGAUUGCUCGUAUUUGGAAGUGAUUGUUUUUGAAAAGAGACUUGAAUAAUCAUACGAGCUUUUUGAUUCUGUCAUUUUGUUAAAGCUGGAAAUUUUAUCUAUAAUGAAAUAAAAAGAAAUCAUAGCAACAUAGUUAAUAUAGAAAGUAGAGGAUAUGCAAGACUAAACAAAAAUUUUAAAAGAUAAUUUAAAUUCUCUUUGCUUAAUGAAUGACGACAGCCUUGACCUUUUAAAUUUGUAAGCUUUAUAUUUAGAAAAUAUAGCUUUCAACGAAAAGGAUAUUAUCCUUAUGUAAAUCAACAAGUUUAGAAAAAAUAUACAAAAUAAAGAGCAAUUUAAAAAAUAGAAAAAUGAUGAAAUUUUAAGCAGUAGAGCUAAUAAUGAUAGGUUUGAUUAGAAAACUUGCAUUCUAUUUGCAUCUUAUAAAGAUUCAAAGAAUCUUACUAUAAGCUAAGUUUCAUCAAACUUUUAAGAAAUUUUUUCUUACUAAGGCAGUAAAAAUAUUAUCGGAAAUAGUAUAGACUUAAUAAUACCAUAAAUAUUUUAAAAUCUACAUCACAAAUAUCUAGAGAGCUUCUUAGAAGAAAACAUACCAUUCAGUUUAGAAGGAGAAGCAAUAAAUAGUUAAGUAUUUGAUAAAAACUAAAUUAUUGAUUAAAAUUUAAAUAGCUAGUCAGAAAAAAAUAGAUCUAUGGGUUGUAGAAUGAAUAACUAAGUAAUAUUUGCUCAAUUAAAUUCCAUUUAUAUUUAGCCAGUAGCUAUUGACAUAAGAACUAAUAGACUAUUAGAUUUUAAUAACUCAUUUGGACUUACAGCUAAAAUUAAAUUAAUUAAUUAAUAAUAUUAAUACAUUUUAUAUGAUGAAACAAACUUAAAUAUAUUGGGCUUGACAGAAAAAAUACACUUCUCUCUCUUUUCUAGCUAUGAAUCGUUACAGAAAAUGAGUAUGAAAUAGAUUUUUCCAUUCUUAAUAGGAUCCUUAGAUAACUAAAAUGUACCAACAAUAAUAUCAAAUCAGAAUAAUUAAGAAAGUAUUUAGCCUUAUCAUAUUAAUCUGACAUUAGAUAUGCAGUAAAUAUUAAAAGAUUAAAAUGUAAAAAAAAGUUAAAGUAAAGGCAAAAAAAUAAAUUUUAUAGUUAUUAAAGUUCAAGAUAAUAAAUAAACUAAUGUUGCCAAAAGCUUCAUGAAUCAGAAAAGUUUAAAAUAAAAAUCUAUUGCAUUUUAAAGAAUAGAUAACAAAAAAAACGAAUUAAGUUCUUAUUAAUUUGUAUUUUUGCAGCUGACUAUAAAAAAAAUAAAUUAUAGAGGUAUUCAAAAUGUGAGCUAUAUUUAGAUUCAAAAACAUAGAGAGCUCAAUCCAAAUGAUUAAGCUCAAUAUAUUCUUUCUCAGAUAAAACAUCCUAAAAAGUAACAAAUAUAUGAGUAAUUAUUUGCAAAUCAAAAUGAAUUUGAAAAGGUAGUUUAAGAAUUAGAAAAAUAAUUAAUUUUGUAGCAUUUGGAUUUUCCAAUUUAAGCAUCAUCGUCAUUCUAAGCAUUUAGUGCUUUGAAUAAUGCGCUAAGCCCACAGAAUAUAAGUCUCAACUAAAUCUCUAAUUCUGAUUCCAUACAGAACAACUAAUUCUCAUCCAAUAAAAAUUUCGUUAAAUAUAGCUAAGUUUAACUUCUUGAUCAGAUUGUAGAAUAAUAAAGGCUUAAAUCAAAUCUUAAUAGAUUUGAAUAAGAUGUGAUAAAUGAAUAGGAAGAAUAUGAAUAUAGCUUAAAUGGAAAAAAAGAAAAUAGUGAAUUGUAAAAUAAUAGAGAAUUGAACAAGUUAGGUAAGGCAAAUAGAUUAUUAAAAGAUGCAGAUAGCACUAAUAUAGGUUUAAAUUUAAAUGAAAACUAGGUCUAUGAAGAUCUAAACUAUCAAUACUUGAAUUAAGAUAAUCAAAAUAUAUUUAAUUCUUUUUAGGAUACUAAGUUUAUACUUGAAGAUCCUACUUUUAUUGAUGCAAGUGUUUAGAAUCCUAUAAUGAGCAAAGUCGAAUAGAUUGGUGAAAGGUCUUCGCCUGAUAAGGAUUUAUUAUCAAAUAAUGAAAAAAAUUAAUUAUAAUAGUAACUACAUUAAAUUGCCAGUGAAUAGUUAUUACUUUCUCCAGUUUAUAGUGAUAAAUUAAUUUAAUUUUCUCCUUAAAUUAACUACUUAAAUGCUCCAAAUUAAACUUAAUAAUAGCAAUAUUCACCUUCACUCUGUCUUUCUUAUUAAGAUACCAAACUUUUUUCGCCAAAAUAAGUUUCACUCUACAGCGGUUCUAAUUUAAUGGAAAAUUAUACUGCAAAUAAAAUUAAGUAGAAGUAAAAUCAAGAUAUUAAUGGUCAAAAAAAUAAUAAGAAUGAUACCUUAAUUUAAGGACGCUCUCCAAAUGUAAGUGAUAUAAAUUUAAGCAAUCAUGAAAUCAAUCCUAAACUAUCUGCAAAAUAGCCUGUAAAUUAAGAAUAAGUUAGUUUAGAAAAAAAUAAUAUGGAGAGUACAUAAAUUUUAAACUCCAAAUAGGAUAACCUAAAAGCUAAACGCUUUAGCAAUUCUAUUCAAAUGAAUUACUAAAAAAAAGAAGAAGAGUUUUGUAGCACGGGAUCACCUUUUGGGUACUACUAAAAUGACAAUAUCCAAGAAGAUAAAGAACAUCAAAAGAGAAAAGUCCAAGAGAUUUAAUAUGACAUAGCUUCAACUAAUUCAAAAAAUUCAAUUUCUUCAGUAAAAAGAUUGCUGCAAUAACUUAUGGCUGAUAAGUCAAUUUUAAAAGUGAUAAAAGCAAUAAAUGUUGUAGGUGUAGUUUGCUUCAUUACCAUGAUAUGCAUGACCUGGAUAUAGUUCUAUUAAAUGACUACUUCUAUUUCUUCUACAUAUCAAGAUUAUCAAGUAUUUAGCUGGCCUACUUAAUAUAUAUCGCGUUUAAGUGAAGUCUUGAAAUACUAAAAUGCAUUCUAGCUUACAUAGUACUCAAAAAACCUAAAAUUUGCUAAUACUACAUAAUUUUACAAUUUUAGAAACUAUACAUAGCUAAAUGUAAAAUACUACAAAGAUAAGUUGAAUCAAUAAAUAGUAGAAAUGGAAAGAGCUAGUACAGAUAGAAAGUUAUUUAGCUUGCUCAGAAACCAUUAUUUUAUUUUCAUGUUUGGAAAAUAUUACAACUCUAGCAUUUUAAACAAAACUCCUUCAACUCCAACUUAAAUGGUUUUUACUCCCUAUAAUGUUUCAGUUUAAUAUGGAAUUAUUUCUGGGUUUUAAUUAGUAUUUAGAUACGCUUACAGCUUAGGAAAUGGUAGACCUGAAUAUUAUUUGAUAGGCAACCAACUAAGCGAGAUAACAAGCUUAAAGCAGAUACAAAAUGAAAUUCUUGCAGAUUAACAAAAUUAAUAAUAAUAAAUUUAAAAUUAAUUAACAACGUUGAUGAUAUUAAUCAUUCUAAUUAAUGGUUUUUGCAUUGGAAUCAUUAUACCUCUUUAUUAUCAUGUUCAAAAAGAGAGAGAUUCAAUCAUUUAAUUGUUUGCUACAUUUUCAACCCAAAAAAUUGACUAGCUAAUAAAAACUAUUUAAGACUCAUACAUCAGCAAAAAAUAAUUUUCAAUUUACUCAAAUAAAAAUAGUUAAUAGAUGAAAUAAACACUUUUACAAAUCAAUUAAAGUUAAAGAGAAAAAGAUGUCAGAAAGUAAAAUAUAAGCACAAUUACAAAACUACCUCGCUUUAACGCAAAAAUAAAUUUGACUGUAUUUCUUAUUUACUUGCUUUUAAUUUUCUAUCCAAUAGUAAAUAAGAUAGUAACUCAAUAUUAUCUUAAUAAAACUACCUUAGAUCUCAUAACUAUGAUGAAUGUUUACUCUUUGAGGUCAUAUCUAUUAGAAAAUAUCGCGAUGCACUUCAAUAUAUUAGUUAUGAAAAUUAAUCCAACUCUUAAGCCUAUGUCUCCUUCCUUGUAUUAUGAUUACAUAAACUAACUAAUAUAAGAAUAGCAAAAUAUUACAGAUACGAUUCAGUGGAUAAUAAAUUCUCAAUAUUAAGACACAAGAUAUUCUCAAUCGCUUUAUAACUCUUUUUUUUUCUCCUCUUUUUAAAAUAAUUUAUGUGAUGUAUUCCAAAAAUAUCCUGAGUAUAAUUAUAACUCUACAGUUAUAGAUACUUCAAUAUGUUAAUCUACUUAUCAGGGGCUUUUGUUAUAAGGUAUUUCUGUAUCUUAUAAGUAAGUACUCACUAUAUUUCCUUAGCUUUACAAUAUGUAUUUAUUACCUAAUAGUACUUAGUCUUUAUAGCAAAUAAAUUCCUUCUUGUCUUCAUUCAACUUACCUGAUUUUAUAAAGUUUUCAGAAUUUAUAGACCAGACGAUAGUAAGUCUAAAUAAUUUUAUCCUAACUAUAAACAGUUAAUAUUAUAAUUAUAUCAUUUUGUUUUAGAUUGUGCUUAUAAUAUUUUAAACAGUUAUUAUGCUAAUAGUCUUCACUUUUGGAUGGAUAACAUUUAGCAGUUAAUUAAAUAGCUCUUUACACAAAUCUAAAACCUACCUACAAAUAAUUGAUAUAAACAGCUUAAUCUAAAAUACUUAUAUACUUACUUAUAUUAAGAAAAAUUCAGUAAUUUGA
Messenger RNA from Tetrahymena thermophila SB210, 4632 nucleotides. Its product is annotated as transmembrane protein, putative. The transcript is spliced from 4 exons. The record is from RefSeq and is a predicted model, not a curated record. NCBI's taxonomy places the organism in Eukaryota, Ciliophora, Oligohymenophorea, Hymenostomatida, Tetrahymenidae.